AUGUACGCUCAAACACAGAGUCCGCUGUUCCAGUUGCCCGGAGAAAUCCGCAACAGGAUCUACUACUACGCACUUGACAUGUGCUUCAUACACUCUUCACGCCGAUCGGCACAAAGCACCUCCACGCCCGGCUCCAUAAAUCUACAAGGACAUCUGGAGCGCCGCCAAUCGUCUACGAACCUCUUGCUCGCCUGCAAAGCAAUAUGCCGAGAGGCUGAAUCUCUAUUCGCUGAACUCACUCCCGCGGAAGUCGACCUUCAAGUAACGAAGCGACUCAGCCGAACUGCAAAACGCACAUUAAACUCGUUCAUGCGGGUCGUCAUUCAGUACCCUGUCGAGAAUGAGAGAAGGAGGCGAGAAGGCAGAAGCUCGGCGAAGGUGACCACCAGACAGUUGGGUUGGGAGCUGUUCAAAGCCCUCAAGCUAUAUACACGCGCAUCGGCAAAUCUUUGUCAAAACCGAGAUAUGCGUCGAGAGGCUACAGUCCAAUAUGGAUUGCGCUGGCCAAGUCGCUUCCAAUUCGCCGGGUUCAUCAAGAGAAUGGCGAAGGACAGGUAUACGUACUGGGCGGUCGAAAUCCAGUACGAGUACUACGACAUUGGAGAUCUUGCAGAACUUCAAGAACUGCGCUACAUUGCUUGGGCGAGAGAUGAGGUAGAGAAACUGGGCAAGCGGAUUCGGUUCUUCGUCACGAUCUUUCAUGGUGGCCCUGCGAAGAGGACUUUCCCUCUGCUAGAGGCGGUUCUUGGCCGUCGAGGCAUCGAGGAGGGUGAGAUGUUGGAUUCUGUGUUGGUGGGUCAGAAUUGGUGGUCUGUGGAGUUGAGUCUACUUCGUCUCCCCUAUACUUCAGCUCAACCGAUUGAACGGCUAGAAGCGAUGAAGUUCCUCUACUCUAGCUUAUUUGCAGCGUUCGCGUUGGCUACUGGUGCUCUAGCUCAUCCAAGUACAUCAGAUUCGGCUUCCUCUUCGCCUGAAGUCCAAGUCAACUUGGAAAUGGCGGGCAACACCAAUGUCAAGAUCUCGAUCAAGAACACCGGAUCAGAGUCUUUACGCCUAGUCAAAGUUGAUGGUCUUCUAAGCGACUUGGCCGUCAACAAGGUCACUGUCGUGAAGGAUGGCAACAAGCUCCCUUUCUACGGUAUCCACGUUGACAUCGACCUCACUGCGCUUGCAGACUCCUCAUUCCAGACCUUGUCACCCUCAGAGACAGUCGACAAGCACUUCGAUAUCGCCCAUGUUUACGAUCUUGGGGCUGGCGGUAUGAUCGAUUUAGUGUCGCAAGGCACCUUCCUCUAUGCGACCGCUGGAUCAUUGGUUGUAGAGACCAUCUCCUUCAUCUCGAACACUCUCACCGUCAACGUCGACGGAUCUCAAGCAGCCGCGACCCGUCAGACUUGGCUGUCGAGCGUAUGGAAUGCGGAAUUCAACCUCCAAGGCGGUUGCACCCACGAACAGUACGACAUUCUAGACCAAUGUCGCAGUCUGUGCUCUGAUCGCGCCUAUUCCGCCUGGCAGAACUCGCUUUCCGACGCUGGCAAUCACACGAGGAUCAUGGAGUUCUUCAAGGACGACACUGAGCAGAUUCGCAAGAAGCUCAACGACGGCUUUCUCGCAAUGGGAUCUGAAUGUCGGAACAUGAAUGAGGGUCGUGUCAAGAUCUUUUGCAACAACCUCGAUGGCUGUGGACCGGGUGUAUUGGGGAUGACUGUGUGGGCUGGUGAGGAACUUCACGUCAGGUUCUGCCCGUUUUGGUUCGAUGCGUGGUACCAGAUUGAUCAUCCAGAAUGUCAUGAAGGCGACAAGACAAAGACGAUGACGCAUGAGCUCUCUCAUGCAUUGUUCAGCGUCGGAGAUGUCAAAUAUGGAUACGACAACUUCAUCACGCUCAACUCCACGGAUAACCUCAACAACGCGGACACUUAUGCAUUCUUUGCCAAGGGAACUUUCUGCGAGCACAUCAAAACAGAAGUGCUUGCCAAGCAGCCUGCCUCAGCCUAUUGGAACUUGGGUAAGCGCGAGUCGGCGUUUUUACGAAACAUACUCAGACUCUUCCUCGAGCACCGAGUGGUCGCACUGUACGGCGCCAAUCACGUUCUCCCCACGCAUAUCAACAAGAUUGUCGACGUUCUCGUUAACGUCAGCGGUGAUACCUCGCCUGACAAGCGCUCUGUUUGGGUCCGCGGUGUCAUCGGCGCUCUGAUCAAAACCCCGAAUAUCUGCAAGCUCGCCUAUAACCCGAGUGACAAGAGCAGGAGCAGGGUAAUGUCGUCAUCGGGGCGUCAAGAGGCUCUGAGUGUCGCGGUCAUCAUGGGGGAGAGGAACACUGUCUGCGCACUCACUACCGAACAGGGUGCCAUGUGGACAAAGUUAUCGACAGGAUCUGAGCUGGGUUGUGCGCUGGAGUUGGCCGUGCAAAACGAUGACAUCGAUCUUGUUGAGGUCCUACUAUCCCAUACUCAGCGAUCGACUGUGAGUAAGGUCAUGAAAGUACAAACCAUGACGGUCGUAAGCGGCAUUAUGCUUGCUGUCCGGAACAAUGAGCCCAUCGCGCUAGUUUUGCUGGAAUGGUACAUCUCAAAUGCCAAGCACAAGGAGAUAAACUACCUCAAGGACUGGUUCGAAGAAGCCUGCGCAUCUGAAUUGAUGGGCUUCCUAGGUAGGCUGAUUGCACUAUCCACGCCAGGUAUGCGAAAAGAAUUCAGACGGAGCUUCCUCACGAUAGCCGAACCGUCUUCUAGCGUGUAUGGAUAUGGCAGACGCCUUCGUUUCGAUCCUCAGCUCUUCCGUGUUCUCGUAUCCUUCUUGUUGGAUGCCGGUUUGUUUGACCGUAGCAACAUGAACUCAUCCGAAUGGACAGAGCGCGCUCAAUUCCACGGUUUGAUCAACACUGCGGUACGGAGAGGAGACUUGAAUGCACUUGAGCGCGUCAUGGCGGCCGGCGCAAAUUCUGAUCGCCUACGUCCCGAUGCUAAGGGUCUGUCGACUUCUCUGCGCCUCGCUGCUCAACAAUGCCGUUUCGAUCUCUGCAAGUUGUUGAUAGAUCACGGCGCCGAUCCUGAUCUCGAUCCUGGACUCAACGUUGGUAUGCAAGACCCGAGAUAG
Messenger RNA from Alternaria ethzedia, 3102 nucleotides. RefSeq lists its product as uncharacterized. The transcript is spliced from 4 exons. The coding region runs from base 1 to 3102 and encodes 1033 amino acids. Lineage: Eukaryota; Fungi; Ascomycota; Dothideomycetes; Pleosporales; Pleosporaceae. The record is from RefSeq and is a predicted model, not a curated record. Gene Ontology annotation, biological process: proteolysis. Gene Ontology annotation, molecular function: metalloendopeptidase activity.